Drosophila biarmipes is the source of this 1115-nucleotide messenger RNA. RefSeq lists its product as uncharacterized. The record is from RefSeq and is a predicted model, not a curated record. Bases 438 to 902 code for a protein of 154 amino acids. Lineage: Eukaryota; Metazoa; Arthropoda; Insecta; Diptera; Drosophilidae. The transcript is spliced from 2 exons.
CCGCACAAAUACCGUAGCGAGCUGAAAGCAAACAAAUCAGCUCGUUACAUCUGGCGCCCAAAGUGAUUGUCCCAGCGGUGAAAGCAAAAUAAACAGAAUGGGAAAGAAGUGGAUUUACCGCCUUCAGAAGGAGGACUUCCCCCAGGUCGCACAAAGACUUAAUGUCGCCCUGGACGGCAGAUUAGAGGACAUGAGGUGGACACUGUCGGAGUAUUACUCCGAGACAGAGAACGACCCACAACUUGCCGACAUCUGGGCUGAGUUGGAAGCCACAUAUUACGACAGAAUCAGCCCGAGUAUCACGCUAACUAACGCUGAAGGGGAUAACCUAGUAACAGGCUUGAGCGUCGACAACUUGCAAAGGGAGGCUCCCAGGAGAGAGUCAAGCCAGGGCAGAAAGACAACGGUGCUGACCUCUAAACACAGCCAAGCGGAUUAUGCAAGGGUCGCUAAACAAGUCCGAGAGUGGUCAUUCAGAGAGAGAGAGCUUUCAUCUUUACUUUCUGCCGAGAGAUUUCUUCACAAGGCUGUCGGAUCAGGUCAGGCAACGAAAGCAGGGUUUCAGUGAGUCAUUUAAAGACUACAUGAUCGACAUGCAGACGAUGUCGAGGCCUCUAAACUAUUCUGCGAGAGACACCUUAAAGAUCAUAAAGGAAAACUGCACCCCAAGCCUAAGGAACUUUUUAAGGGCGUACAAAGUGCCGGACCUGGACACGUUGAUGCUAUUAGCCGAUAAAUACGAAGAACUGGAAAAGGAGCGGAAAGAGUUCGCCCAAGAAAACAAGUUCUCAAAGGCAAAGUCGUCACCACCAACGCAGGUCACGUGCAGAAGAUGCGAGGAGACAGAUAGCCAGGAGACACGGAGAAAUGACAAAUUUUCACCGCCGCAACGAGUCUGCUGAUACUACCAGGGGUAGUGGAUUCAUUGGUGUUAGGAUGGAACUUUCUAACUCAAGUCGAAACCGAGAUAAGGUGCGCUGGACACGAGGUGAUAAUACCGGCCAGGAACCGACACAAUGGGUGGCUCGAGGAGAGGCUAUCGGUAGCAGUCGUACAACAGGAAACAGAGUACGACGACACAGCGAAGUUCCUGGAGGCAGAGCUAGCCAGUUUCA